Xenopus tropicalis (tropical clawed frog) is the source of this 611-nucleotide messenger RNA. RefSeq names its product nuclear factor related to kappa-B-binding protein-like. The record is from RefSeq and is a predicted model, not a curated record. Gene Ontology annotation, cellular component: nucleus; Ino80 complex. NCBI's taxonomy places the organism in Eukaryota, Metazoa, Chordata, Amphibia, Anura, Pipidae. The transcript is spliced from 5 exons. Gene Ontology annotation, biological process: regulation of DNA metabolic process; regulation of chromosome organization. Bases 18 to 596 code for a protein of 192 amino acids.
GGAAUCAUAAGAGAUCAAUGAAAAAACGAGUGAAAGAGAAAGAUGACAAGAAGAAAAAAAAGCUUAAAACUAUUAAAACAGAGGUGGAAGAUUACCCUGACAUGCCUGAUGAAGCUGACAUUAUGCCUGCCGUUCUGCCUCCUGAGACACCUCAAGUAACUUUGACUGCUGUGAAGGAAGAACCAUUAGAAGAUGUGAAACCUCCACUUCCAUUUAAUGAAAUCUCAGCAUGUUUUUUCUGUCUUCUCCUGGAUAUUCUUACAAUGGAAGGGCCCUGUAGCCUCCCACUGCUUGAAGAUAAGGUAUCUGAUUGGCAGUCCUUACCAGCUAGUACAUUAAAUAGCUGGUUCUCAGUAGCUCCAAAUUGGUGUGAUUUGGUGCACCCUGCUCUCAUCUACUUGAGUGGGGAGUGCAAAGUUGCUUCUUCCAGUUUUACUCCAUUUGUUGAGUUUAGAGAGAAAACUCAGCAAUGGAAGUGCGUUGUGUCCUCUAGUGACUCUGAGAAAGAACUAGUGGCUCAUUUUCACCUCUGGCUGGAAACAAAGGAUCAGAUAUAUAGCAAGGUUUGGAUUAUUUCUUACUUUAUCUGUGUGUAGUUUUGUGCAGCUUGC